ACAAGUAUUACCCCUGUAAAAUGUCCGAACAUAGAGUGGCUACUUAUAAUACUUCCUGUCUUAACGUACCACGACACCCUUUAAAUCAACACCCGUUUCCUAUUUAUGAACAAGAGUAUUUCGAAAAUUUGGAUCAACCUCGCAAGUAUGCGUUAGACAUCAAAAAUAUGGAUACAAAGAUUCGUUCAUCCUAUUCUCCCGAUUCACAAAAGAUUGUUUUAAAAUCCUUGCUAGAAUUUUACGACAGCAUUCCCGAAUACGAUGAUGUAAAUCAUCUUCCAAACAAUGAAUUUUAUAAGAAGCUUGAUAAUUUACGCGAGAAGCAGCGCCUGUUCUACAAAUAUAUGCAAAAUGGGAUCAAAUUCGAAAAUAAGAAGACUGAGUGGACAAACGAUUACAAAGACAUGACUAUUGGAAAUGUCAAACCCCAGUCAAGUAGACCAAAAUCAUCCCUUAAACCUUUCUGCGUCACUCCUACUCCUACUAAAAAGUUUUCUCUGAAGAACUCAGAUAUUGAAUCAUUAUCUUCCAUGGAAAAGGAACACUCACGACGAACAGUCAAGAUAGAUGAAAUUGUUCAUAAAAAGGAAGAUGAUUUCGACGAAUUUAUUACUCCAAAAGGUAGAUCGUCAAACGUUUCAUGUACUCGUUACAAAAGCAAAAUGGAUCACUACUGGGAUGAUCUAAGUAUCCAUGAGUACAAAUCAGACUCAGAAAGAGAUUUAUUCACAUCGAGGAGCGCUCCUAAUAGUCCAGUAAGAAAUAAGUGUCCAAUGGGGUGGAAGAGUAAUGGUAUAACUAUACCAAAACCAUUUCAAAUGACGGUCAACGACGAGGAGACUCAAAUAAUCAACGAAAUUCUGGAAAAAGAAAAACCAAAACCCAAAUCGGACGAUAAACAACAAAUGUUUAAAGCUCAUCCAAUCCCAAUAGAAUCGCGAAUUCCUCUAUUCGAUAAAAUAAUGGCAGAACAAGAACGAAGAAGGGAAAGGGUUAAAAGUAAAAGCAGACAAAGUCUUCUAGCCCAAAUGAAACCAUUUUCGUUCACACGUCGGGAGGAACAAGUAAGGGAAAUGGGGAAAUGUUUGCUAUCACAAUCAUCGCCCAGUAUAUUCCUGAGUGACAAACCCAAAAAACGAAAGCCCUUUAGAGCAAAACCUGUGCCCAAAAAUCUAUUUAGCAAUUACAUUUACAAGAAGAUGAACGAAGAUGAAUUUUAUAGGUGUUUGCAAAAGAAGAUUAGGGCUGAAGAAAUGCUUAAAGCAUCUUCCUUACCUCCUUCAAUGGCAAAACGAGAAAAGACGAGACUAAAACAUGAAAUUUGUCCAAAAACUCUCAAAUCUGUUAAUGCCUUGAAGGAUAGCGAUAUUUGCCGAAGAUGCCUUCAUUUUAUACCACACCAUAAGAAGGAAUGUUUGGAGAAAGAACUAGAACAAUUGGCUCAAGAGUACAUGGAAUCAAAUACAAAAACAGUCAAGAAAAAAAAGAAGAAGAGCAGUAGACCCUCAACUGUUUCAUCGAGGAUUACGUCUGCCCAAAGUUUCAGUAGCAGUAGCUUACGCCCAAAAUCAGCUGCAGAUUUACAACCGGUCAACUAUUCAAAUCUAGCAGCCGUCUUAAGGAUCCAAUCAGCUAAGAGAAGAAUGGAGGAAGAAAUGGUGAGGAGGUUAGAGGAGGCGAAACUUCGAGACGAGAUCAGAUGGCGGGAAAAAGUUUUGAGGAAGAAGCCGGUGUGGCAAAAUCUUGCUUUUAACACCGAAGGAGAUUUGGCCAUGCGUCUUCAGCUUCGCAAAGACGAGGAACGGAUGAGGAAUGAAGAACACAGACAUCGCAUGGAGUUAAUGUAUGGUAGAGUUAAUGAUAUGCCAACACUUUUUGAACGACAAUCCCAGUUUACCAAGGACGCAAAGCCAAAACAACACUGCCUGGCCAAAUAUGAGAAAAACUUUACGAGAAAAUUAGAAAACAGAUGUAAUUCCCAACUGAGUGAUCUUUUUACGAAAACCACCAAACGUAAAAUGAUAGACGAAGCUGUGGAAGUUAAAGAAGAUUAUUUGUUUAAUUUAAAUAACAAUUGCAAAGAAAAUACUAAGAAAAGCGGAAGUUCCAAUGAAGAAGUGGAAGAAGAUGAAGACGAUAAUAAGGAAGGAAAUGAUGAUAUAAAAACACAAUAAAACAAGAAUAGAUAAGCACUAUACAUUGGAUUAGAGAAACAGAUCAACUAAUUGUUCAGUAUAUACUAUCAGGAAUGCUUUUUACACAAUUAAUGUUUACAUAGUGUAUUGCAAUUUUGUAUUUAUUCGAUAAUAAAAAGAUUUAAACAUUUUACAAUUUUACU
This is a messenger RNA of Agrilus planipennis (emerald ash borer), 2338 nucleotides long. RefSeq names its product protein FAM161A. Gene Ontology annotation, biological process: cilium organization. Gene Ontology annotation, cellular component: cilium. NCBI's taxonomy places the organism in Eukaryota, Metazoa, Arthropoda, Insecta, Coleoptera, Buprestidae. The record is from RefSeq and is a predicted model, not a curated record. Bases 21 to 2174 code for a protein of 717 amino acids. The transcript is spliced from 7 exons.